Priapulus caudatus is the source of this 2893-nucleotide messenger RNA. Its product is annotated as ras-responsive element-binding protein 1-like. NCBI's taxonomy places the organism in Eukaryota, Metazoa, Priapulida, Priapulimorpha, Priapulimorphida, Priapulidae. The transcript has a single exon. The record is from RefSeq and is a predicted model, not a curated record. Gene Ontology annotation, biological process: regulation of transcription by RNA polymerase II. Gene Ontology annotation, cellular component: nucleus. Gene Ontology annotation, molecular function: RNA polymerase II cis-regulatory region sequence-specific DNA binding; DNA-binding transcription activator activity, RNA polymerase II-specific. Bases 95 to 1033 code for a protein of 312 amino acids.
GCGCAAGCACGGCUCGACGCCGGCGGCGGCGGUGCCGCUGCCACCGCGCAACUCGGCCUUCCUCUGCCGGCUCUGCAAGAACGGCUACUCGUCGAUGGGCAACCUGCGGCGGCACUGCCAGCUGAAGCACGGCGAGCACGACCUCGCGACCCUGCUCGCGCACGUGAUGGGCCAGCAGGGCGACGGCGGGGGCGGCUCGAACAGCUUCUCCGUUCUUGACGUCACGAAGAUCCGUGCGAACAUGGACCGCUCGCUGGAGGUCCUCCACCACCUCGGCGACAUCUCGGACGACGACGACGAUGAGGGCGGGGAGGAGGCAGAGGAGGAGGAGGAGGAGGAGGAAGGGGAGGAGCCGGGCGACAGCGAUACGGCGUACUACUGCCGCCACUGCGACGACGUGUUCGCGUCGAUGCACGAGCUCGUGGUGCACUCGGGCGAACGCCACGGAGACGCAUCGCCCGGCGUGCCGGCGUACCGCUGCCACGUGUGCGAUGACAAUGGCCGCGCGUUCACGCAGCGCGACGCCUGCCUCGCGCACAUCCGCGAGCGCCAUCCGGACGAGUUCGCCGAGGUGACACCGGGAGGCGCCGGCGACAGCGACGCGACGAGCCCGGACUAUAGCGAGCGGCACUUCCUGUGCGCGUUCUGCCCGAAGCGGUUCUGGUCGUCGCAGGACUGGCGGCGCCACCUGCGCACGCACUCGGGCGAGCGGCCGUACCAGUGCCGCGUCUGCCGCCGCCGCUUCUCGCUGAAGCACAGCAUGAUGCGCCACCUGAAGAUCCACCUCGACGAGGCGGCGGCGGCGGCGGCGGCGGCGGGAGAGGGCGCGGAUGUAGGUGGCGCUGCCGACGCCAUGCACGUCGACGACGGUGAGGCGGAGGAGGCGGAGGAGGCGGAGUCACCGGGCGAGGAUGUGGGCGGCGGCUCGCUGGACAUGAUCCAGAACUUGCUGGGAUUGGAGGACGCCUCAAUGAUUGACAAGAUGCUAGAAAGUGCAGACAAGGCUGCGGAGAUGCUGGGCGUGACAACAUAGGCCCCGCCCACCUGCCCCGCCCAUCUGCCCCACCCCUGCCCCUGUACAUAGAGAUGUCACUUCCUACAGAGUGUUGCACGAUCUUCCAUGCAAAUGUGUCUGACUCUGGCUGUGGUUUCGCGAGCGAGCAGGAUUGUGCGGUUGACCGACCGCGCGGAGUGACCGUUCGCGAGAACACGCAACCACUGCUGCUGCCCGCGUGAUUAUACGUGCGGGCGCAUGCACGCAUGGGGACAGGUAGGCCGUGCUUGCCCCUAGGCGGCUGUUGGCUGUGUUGUCCUGCGUGCUCGCGAUCGUGCGGGGUGAGUAGCCCUGCCUGCAGGGAUGCACCAGCUCAUCGUUCGUUACUUACGCAUGCAGGGAUGCUGCGGUCGUCGGCUCGCAGGUGCGUCGCUCGUUAGCGGCGGCCCGCAGCAAUGCAAAAUCGGAUCGUUCACCCCGCCGCGUCGUCGUCGUCUGAGCGUGAGCAGGAAUGCGUCUGCACCGCAGGCGGGUGAGGAUGACUAACGCGGCGAGCGAUCGCGACGAACAAUGCAGCGGUGCGGCGGCGCAUGCGAUUACGAGGUCGCGCCUCGGCGAACGUCGUGACCUCUGACCUCCGCUCCGUGGCGACGCAACGAGACUGCGUCCCAUCUUUGCGACUGUGCGGCAGCAUUCGCGACGCGUCAUCGUGUGAGGUGUGAGGAUGAAGAUGCUGACGAACUGAACCCCGCACGAGAAUCACAACAUUCCAUGCGACGAAGAUUCCUGAGUGGUCCAAGGUCAUGAGGAAUCGACGUCCAGUAGGCAUCGGGGUUUGCGACCUCACCGCUGGCACCCCAACGCUACUACGAAAUCUGGGACCAGGUUAAGGAUGUAGGCGGCAGCAGCGUGCCGUCGUCAUGUCUGCACUAGUUAUUAUGUUUUAUAAUGUGUUAUUAUGCAUUAUGCGUUUAUCGUGUGAUUUAGAUAGCAUUUCGGCAUGUGGUGUACAUAUACGCGUCGUGUAGGGGGGAGGCCUGGACUGUGCUAGACUGCUACCACUGUCAGGCAGGUGAGAGAUGUGGGCCAGUGAACUCUGCACUGUAUCGCGCGUCAGAGAGAACGGUUUCGCUCUGCCGGCUGGCUCCCAACACGCAUGCAUGUCAUGCAGUCACACGAGACGGUGAGGCAUUUGUGAUGCCAUUCUGAGGCAGCAUAGAGACCGCAAUAAUGCCAAAUUAAGGUGGGGUUGAGACGCAUGCCUCAUUCGAUGCCACAUUGGGGCAAGGAAUGACCUAGUCUCCAUAUCUCUCUUUAGAGGGAAUUGAGAUAAGGACGAGGUGGAAUCAAGAUAUGGUUCGAUAACCAUAAUGGGUUUAUACUGAUCGCCCACUGAUUACAAUAAUGUGUACGAUGUGUGCAAUAAGGCAAAUUUACGAUGUAAGCUAAGUUUAUGACAUAAGGCAAGUUAAUCAUAUGAAGCAAGUUAAUCAUAUAGAACAAGUUACCUAUAUGAAGCAAGUUUGCCUAUGUAUAGCAAGGUUUGGAUAGACCCCUCUGUUAAAGGGCUUCACACGUGAUAGGCCUAUCUGCAUGCCGGGGUGUGAUAAGCAUGCCCCCUUGGAUUGUUGCCCGGUCAUUCAGGCUAGAUGUAUUUAUAAGGGUUUUUCACCCGCACACGCCACAUUGUCAACUUUCCGUCAGGUUGUUACUAAGUGGCGAUUGCAGACCUCCCCUAUCACCACACUUAUUGGCUAGAGCUGGCUGUCGGUCAUCGAUCUCACGCUGAUAAGUCGAUUCUACCACGGGUGUUCCCUGAUUUAGUUAGCUGCGAGGUUUUGAAAAAUUCAAGGUGGCGUGUAAUAUACCGAUGCUUCAAGGCAGAGUGUAAUAUACCGA